UGACACGUGUCGUUACUGUGUUUCUCCACGUCAUCAUCGUCUCUCGCCCUCUCACCGUGCCUGCAAAAUGAUCAGAUGGGUGUGUGAUCAACACAGAAAUGCUCACACUCUCUCUCGUCUCCAAUUCCCGAACCCUUAAUUUCACCGGACGAAGAUCUCUUUUUGCUCUCACCAUGUCGAUGAAUCUACGGUCUCAUGCUUUUGCCGGUAACCCAUUAAGGUUAAGAACCCCGAAACCUACCGACCCAUUUUCUCCAACCUCCGCUAUCGAAUCCCUCAAAGCCCUAAUCACCGAAAUCCCCAAUCACAACAGUUCGCCAUCUCCGGAUUUCAAGGUCUUGCCGUUUAUGAACGGUCGUCCCCUGGUGUUCUCGAGCGGCGGAGAGGGUAAUAAUACGACGCCGAGUUGGCAUCUGGGUUGGGUCAGCUUCGCGGAUUGUAAGGGGUUGUGGGCGAGUUGUCGGGUCAAGCUGAGUGAGAACUCGUUUUUGUAUCUUGGGUCGAAGAAGGAGGAAGAUUUGGUGUUUUGGGCUGUUGAUGUGUCGGAGGAAAGUGGUUUGGUUGAUGAAUUCGGGAGUAGGAAACUCUAUUUCAUCGAGCUUCGGACGUUAAUGGUGGCUGCGGAUUGGGCGGAUGAACGCGCCAUGAGUGAUUUGGCCAUUGCCGGUCAUGCCAGGGCAUUGCUUGAGUGGCAUAAUGUAUCUCAGUUUUGUGGGCAUUGUGGAAGUAGUACUGUUCCGACAGAAGCUGGAAGAAGAAAACAAUGUUCAAAUGAGACAUGCAAGAAAAGGGUUUAUCCCCGUCUUGACCCGGUUGUUAUAAUGUUAGUUAUUGACAAAGAAAACGACCGGGCACUUUUAAGCAGGCAGUCUAGAUUUGUACCGAGAAUGUGGAGUUGCUUAGCCGGAUUUAUUGAGCCAGGGGAAAGCUUAGAAGAGGCUGUAAGGCGGGAAACAUGGGAAGAGACCGGUAUUGAAGUAGGAGAAGUUGUCUAUCACAGCUCUCAGCCUUGGCCUGUCGGACCGAGCAGCAUGCCGUGCCAAUUGAUGCUAGGAUUCUUCGCUUUCGCCAAAACCACCGAGAUAAACGUCGACAAGGAUGAGUUAGAAGAUGCCGAAUGGCACAGCAGAGAAGACGUGAGGAAAGCCUUGACGUUCGCGGAAUACAGGAAGGCUCAAAGAACGGCGUCGGAGAAAAUAGAGCAAAUAUGCAAAGGGGUCGAGAGAGGUAAGAAUCUAUCCACCGAUUUCAACGUGGAGAGCGGAGAGCUCGCCCCGAUGUUUAUCCCGGGGCCGUUCGCUAUCGCCCACCACCUGAUCUCGACUUGGGUAGAACACGGGUCGGAUUCAAGGUUCGGUAGGAACUGAACCCAACUUAGUUUUCUUUUCAAGACUGUAGCUUCAAUAUCAUUGACAUCGAAUUUGAAGCCAUGGAUUUGGAAUGCGAGGUUGAAUCGGAUUUUAGAUGCAUAUUUUCUUGAUUAUUUUGUUUGGGUCAUUGUUUAUACAUGUGCUUGUGUUGCAUAAAACAUAUUGUGUUCUCCACAAGUCUGAAUGGAUUUGUUUCUUGGAUCA
Molecule: messenger RNA, 1574 nt
Organism: Tarenaya hassleriana
Lineage: Eukaryota; Viridiplantae; Streptophyta; Magnoliopsida; Brassicales; Cleomaceae
Product: nudix hydrolase 19, chloroplastic-like
Exons: 6
Coding region: 99-1367 (422 amino acids)
Biological process (GO): NAD+ catabolic process; NADP+ catabolic process
Cellular component (GO): cytosol
Molecular function (GO): NADH pyrophosphatase activity
Source: RefSeq, a predicted model, not a curated record